Ceratotherium simum simum (southern white rhinoceros) is the source of this 933-nucleotide messenger RNA. The record is from RefSeq and is a predicted model, not a curated record. NCBI's taxonomy places the organism in Eukaryota, Metazoa, Chordata, Mammalia, Perissodactyla, Rhinocerotidae.
AUGGUCUUAGGAAACCACAGCACCACCACGGAAUUCAUCCUCCUUGGACUGUCUGCCAACCCCCACAUCCAGGUCACGCUCUUUGUGCUGUUCCUUGGGAUUUACCUCCAGACCAUGAUGGGGAAUCUGAUGAUGAUGAUGGUGAUCAGAACUGAUUCUCACCUCUGCUCACCCAUGUACUUCUUCCUCAGUCACUUCUCUUUCCUGGAUCUUUGUUUAACUUCAGUCACUGCACUCAAGAUGCUGGAGAAUCUCCUGUCUCAGAAGAAAUCAAUCUCAGUAGAAGGCUGCCUCUCUCAAGCUUUCUUUGUUUCCAUUGCAGGGACUGAAGCCUUUGUGCUCUCAGCCAUGGCCUGUGACUGGUACAAUGCCAUCUGCUACCCACUGCUGUAUGGCCAAGCGAUGAGCAAACAUUUGUGUGGGGGUCUGGUAUGGGUCUCCUGGGGACUGGGCUUUCUGGAUGCUCUCAUUAACACCCUCCUGGCUUGGAAUUUGGACUUCUGCGAGGCUCGUGUCCUGCCUCACUUCAGCUGUGAGCUGCCAUCUCUAUUCUCUCUUUCUUGCUCUGAUAUCUCUACCAACUUUGCAGUUCUGGUGUGUUCUGCCAUUGUGCAUGCCUCUGGAAACUUACUCCUGGUCUUCUUCUCAUGUGCCCGCAUUGCCUCCACCGUCCUGAGCAUCAGCUCCACCACAGGCAGAAGCAAGGCCUUCUCCACCUGCUCCUCCCACCUCACUGCAGUGAGCUGCUUCUAUGGAUCUGCUUUUCUUCGCUAUCUCGUGCCAACCCUGAGUUCCCCACUGGAGUUGGUUUUUUCCAUGCAGUACAGUGCGGUCACUCCCCUAGUGAAUCCCCUUGUCUACAGCUUGAAGAGCAAGGAAGUAAAAGCAGCUCUGAGAAGAAUGUUGCAAAAGGGUUUACAACAUCUCCGAUAG